Messenger RNA from Aspergillus mulundensis, 1386 nucleotides. Its product is annotated as ankyrin repeat domain-containing protein. Gene Ontology annotation, molecular function: small GTPase binding. NCBI's taxonomy places the organism in Eukaryota, Fungi, Ascomycota, Eurotiomycetes, Eurotiales, Aspergillaceae. The transcript has a single exon. The coding region runs from base 1 to 1386 and encodes 461 amino acids. Gene Ontology annotation, biological process: retrograde transport, endosome to Golgi; Golgi to lysosome transport. Gene Ontology annotation, cellular component: endosome membrane. The record is from RefSeq and is a predicted model, not a curated record.
AUGCCUGGCCUCGGUGACCUCCCAGUCGACGUGUUUCUUUGCAUCCUCGACAACCUCAAGGAUGACCGUCCUUCACUCAACAACCUAGCCCUGACGUGUCGCGAUCUCCACAACCUUGCCAACCCAACUCUCUAUCGAAAAUAUGCCGAAGAAGCCUACUCCUGGGCGGCUAAAAAAUACAACGAAGCGACGCUUCGCCGGGCCCUGAGCUACUCUGCAGCCAUCCCAGGCAACAGCCAGCCCCUAUUCGAAGCAAUCCAGUACCAUAGACCACAGUUCGUGAAGAUGUUACUUCAUGCACGAGGAGAAGGCGCAAAUCUUGACAUCGAAGCUCGAAACCACCAAGGCUUCACUCCACUCGAAGCGGCAGUGCACAUCCAUGGACACAUGCCGGCGUCGAUUCCCCCUACCAUCAUCAAGCUCCUCCUGGACGCCGGUGCCAACACGCAGCCCCGCGAGAGAGGAAACACAGCUGACUGUGACUACGACGGCUCCCUUCUCAGAUACGCCGUCAAGUAUGGGUCCGCAGCCGCAGUCCAACACCUCAUUGCAAGCGGCCGCGUGGACGUAAAGGAAUUGUCGCCUAACGGCUGGCCACUUCUCAUUGAUGCCCUAACCGAUAUCAUGCAGGGCCACGAAGCGACAGCAAUCGUCGAGCACCUUAUCAAAGGCGGCGCCGACGUAAACAUGCUUCCCCCCGCCGAUCCGUUUUUCACGCCCCUCUUGUACAUGAUCACUGAUUACCAAAAACACGCCCCGCGCGACUUUAGGGACAAGGACCGCGCCACCAUGCUCGCACUCCUCCUGCGCCAUGGCGCCGAGAUCAAUUUCCCUGUCCCCAACCCGCCCAUCCGCGUGGCCAUCAAGCACGCUUCUCCAACCUGUGUCCUCGUUGACCUCCUGCUGACGUACCCCGCGCUCGACGUCAAUUACACAGCCAUGGCUGCGCUCCCGAACGCACGAGAGGAAGAUCGUUCCGCUACGGCCCUCACCGACGCCAUUGAGAGUGCGGAAUACUCUAUAGCGGUGAGGCUGGUCCAACGCCGGCCUGACCUCGAUGUGAACAAGGGCUUCCCCCUCGUCUCUGCGGUUGUGUGGGGUCGCCGGAUGCCGCUUGCCAGGGCCUUGAUGGAGACUGGGCGACUGAGUAAUGCUUCAUACCGCCAGGCCAUGGAAGCAGCUAUCCGGGAGAAAUGCUUUGACGGUAACUUGAUGCUGCGUCUCAUGAUCAAAAGCUGGGUUGGUGUGGCGGAACUCAGAGGUUUAAGAGAUGUCGACUAUGUUAAGCAGCAAUUGAUGGAUCUGAAGGAGGUGGCUAGGCAGGCCCGGAGCUGGAUCGCACUGGGCAUUCUCAAGUGGUCGAUUCGGAAGAUGUCUAGGGAUUAG